Molecule: messenger RNA, 1059 nt
Organism: Xiphophorus hellerii (green swordtail)
Lineage: Eukaryota; Metazoa; Chordata; Actinopteri; Cyprinodontiformes; Poeciliidae
Product: histone H3
Exons: 1
Coding region: 201-611 (136 amino acids)
Cellular component (GO): nucleosome
Molecular function (GO): structural constituent of chromatin; protein heterodimerization activity; DNA binding
Source: RefSeq, a predicted model, not a curated record
CUUGUUCAAAGGAGCUUUCUCCAAUAAGCAGCCAAAAGAGCCCGGAAGGCCGGUUCUGUAAGCGGAGCUGCAUCUGCUCACCAAUCAGCAGCUGAAAACUCAAAAAGCGUCUCCGCCUCCCAGCUGCUCCCCCAUUUUAAAAGCAGCGAGGCUCCGAACUGCUGCAUAUUUUCUCUCUGAGUAAAGAGAAAGUUUAAAGCAUGGCAAGAACCAAGCAGACCGCGAGGAAAUCCACCGGAGGCAAAGCCCCCAGGAAGCAGCUGGCCACCAAGGCCGCCCGCAAGAGCGCUCCGGCCACCGGCGGCGUCAAGAAGCCCCACCGUUACAGGCCCGGUACCGUGGCUCUCCGGGAGAUCCGCCGCUACCAGAAAUCCACCGAACUGCUCAUCCGCAAGUUGCCGUUCCAGCGGCUGGUCCGUGAGAUCGCCCAGGACUUUAAGACCGACCUGCGUUUCCAGAGCUCGGCCGUCAUGGCCCUGCAGGAGGCCAGCGAGGCCUACCUGGUGGGGCUCUUCGAGGACACCAACCUGUGCGCCAUCCACGCUAAGAGGGUCACCAUCAUGCCCAAAGACAUCCAGCUGGCCCGCCGCAUCCGUGGAGAGAGAGCUUAGAGGCCGCAGCAGCUCAUGCAAACACAACGGCUCUUUUAAGAGCCAAAACACAUCUACGGUCAAAGGCCUCUUGUUCAGUUUUUCAUUAGGUGUACUCACCUAAAACCUAUUGAGUGAUCAUUCUUGUCGUUGUAUUAGCAUCUUAGAGGCCAUAACAUAUUAAGAAAACAACAUUUGCUAAAAAUGGUCUUUUCAGGCUCCUCAAUGUGAAAUUAUGUUCCUGGGGUUCGGUUCUGCUGCUUGGUACGGUACUUUUUCCCUCUUGCAGAUUUUUCCCUGCACAUUUAAACACUAUUUCAGAGUCAAAGCAAACUUACGUUUCAGGAUGUAAAGAGACUCCUAUGGGCAUGCUAAUGGUGGUACAUUUGGCUCUGCUCCCAAACCGUUCUUAUUCUGUAGCCUCAUAUUUUAGUUUAACUUGGCAAAUAUGAAUGUCAUGAAUAUUAAU